Anopheles coustani is the source of this 5935-nucleotide messenger RNA. RefSeq lists its product as uncharacterized. Gene Ontology annotation, molecular function: protein binding; ADP binding. NCBI's taxonomy places the organism in Eukaryota, Metazoa, Arthropoda, Insecta, Diptera, Culicidae. The transcript has 6 exons. The record is from RefSeq and is a predicted model, not a curated record. The coding region runs from base 762 to 4991 and encodes 1409 amino acids.
AUCAAACGGCAGUUGUUUUAAUGUUCGUGCUUCUGCUUCUGCCUUCCAAUCAACUCGAGGCGGUUCAAGUAGAAGGUAUCGCGGCACGGGCGCACGGAGUGAAGCGCUGUGAUGUGAAGAUAUGCCCUCCGCACUAAAGACGUGACGGCGUGAGUCGUGUUGUGCCUCUUUCGCGCGUGCAGUUGUAUCCCGUGCUAUAGUUGUAACUCCAGUUGCAGCUGGUUGGUCGGACCUCCGGUGUUUCUACGCCCUAUGCACCCUCACUGCUUCCCCCCCCCCCCGCCCGUUGUAAUAGACAAGCAAAGUGCAAUAUGUAAUGUGUUACUCGCCUAACUCCGUCAGUCGAAGCGCACGUUUCAAUGUUGCUUGCCGUUGGGCCAGUUUCGUGCAAACAUGACCGCGGGACGGUGCAGCCUAGUUUAGUGAAUUUAUAGCUAAUGAUGACUGGCGCUUCGUAGCUUUUCGUGUAGUUAAUUCCUUAUUUCUGUGCGUCCAAAAAUUGUUCGUGUGUUUAUCGUCGUUCCGUCGUGUGUGUUGAGUGUGUUUAUAGAAAAUUAUUCGCCAUUGAUGUUGCUAAAUCAAUCUCGAGCUGUAGUUCGUACGUAACCCGUAUCGUAGAAUAAAAAAAAAGAAAACGCCAACAAUCCCAAAGGAGCGUCACAAUCAGCCCGGAAAGUAGUAGAUUUCCCGUUUACGCAUUUCCUCGUGUGAAAAAGUACAGCAUCACUUCAAGAAGCAAUAAUAAAAAGCAAUAAUCCAAGAUGAAUGACCUAAAUUCGUUAAAAAUACUUCGCACCGAAAUGAAAGACGUCGAUGUCUUCGACAUCAAGCAGGAUGUGCUGGAUCGUCGUGUGUUCACCAACGAAGAAUUCCUAGAGAUAAUGAGCGAACAGAAUGUAUCGUUGCGCUUGGACUUGAUGUUUAUCAUACUAGAGUACAAACAACAGAUCGAUCAACAAAUUGUACCUCGGUUUAUGGAUGCGUUGCGUCGGUACUACGACUGGAUCGCAGUGCUAUGGGAGAAGAACCGCAACAAGGACAACCUCGACUAUAGGAGCUACAUUUCCUACCGAAACGAAACAUCCGUGCCGUCACACGACUCAAUCAGCGUCUACCGGAAAGAGCUACGCUGGACGAUCCACAAACACCUGAUGUCACUGCGUCACGGUGCCACCGAGCAUCGGUACCUGUUCAUCUAUGGCAAGAUCGGCACCGGCAAGCAGACGCUCGUCUCGCAGGCCUGCGAGGACAUCACGAUCGUACGGCAUAUGAACUACAAAAUCUUCUACCUAGACCUAGCCAACUGCCACACCGACGAGGCCAUCCUGGAGAUGCAGGAGAAGCUUUCGGUGCAGAUGGGAGAGUCCAUCCGGCAGGACGAUCGGGGAAUGAACUGCAGCUACCCCUCGAACAUGAUCGACUGCUGGAAGCGUACGUAUACGCGCAUGUUCGAGAAGACAUUUGUCGACAGUUUGUUGGUGCUGGCGCACGUACGCAAAGCGAAGCACAUCCGAGACUUCGACUUCAAGUGCAAAACCGUAGUGAUCACAAGCAACAAGGAUGUGGUGCACGAGGUCAGCGAGACGGAACGCUUCCUGGUCGAGCUACCGAAGGGUUUCACGGAAGCGGAAAGCUUGGAACUGUUUGCUCGUGCGCUGAAGAAGAAGAACUCUAUGCUGCCGACGGAGGCGACCGAGCUGUGCCGGGCCUGCCAGGGUAACCCGUUUCUGAUCAAUCUGAUCGCGCUGCGCAUGAGCGAGGAGUGCCGGAAUGAGGUACCGAUCGACUGGAAACAGCAUAUAGACAAACUGCAAAACUUCUCCAUCGGAAAGUCGGAGAAGAUAACGCGCACGAUCGCUUCGACGCUGGAGCAGUUCACCAUGGAGGAACGGCAGUGUUUCCGGGAUCUGGUGAUCUUCCGGGAUAAUGUUCCACUGUCACUACGUGUGCUGGAGAUGUACUGGAACCAAAGUAAAGAAAGUACCGAGUGUUUGCUUGCAAAGCUGGAGCGACGUGGGUUGCUGGAAAAACGGUUGUGUAAGAAUAAACUAUUCUACAUGAUGCAGUACAUCUGCUACAAUGAAAUCAAACACCCACCGGGAGCGGACAUGAUAAAACUGCAUCGACGAUUGCUAAAUAGCUAUAGCAUUCGCGAAAAACUCGCCAACCGCCGUGAGUUGGAGCUGAUGCACGAGUUCCCGAACGAUGACUACUUCCACUUCUACAUCGGGUACCACAUUGACCAGGCCGGCCAGCAAGAACAUGACCUUUUCCAAGAGCUGUACCAAGAUUUCGGAUUCCUCGAGCAAAAGCUGCGCAUCGCCGGACUAGCCAACACCGUCGAUGAUCUGCGAAAGUAUCAGGAUUAUAUCUUCCCGGCGCUGGAGGACCGAGACUUGAUAAUUGACACGCUGAUCGAGUUUCUAAUGGGUGCCGAAUGUUUGCUCUCGGAAGACUCGCGGCUUCUCCAGCGAGCGUUGAACUUUCCGGGCGAGAUUGCCAGAAUGGCCGAACGGCAGGUGGAAAAGUACAAAAACCGAGUUUGGUUCCUGGAUGUGGCUCACAAUCUGGAGUCUUCGAUUUUGAAGCUAUGUCACCCGCCGCUAAAGGUGCGGUUCCACGAUUCCAAUCACGUGUUCGUUUUACCCGCAAAGUACGACAUCCAGUUGUGGAAUCUCUCGGUAGAAUACGACGUACCACCGAUGACAUUCAAAGGAUGCGACGACUCUCAGGUCAAGGACAUGCAGUGCACGAAACAAUUCGUGCUGGCGCUCAACCGGCGAGGGCUCAUAAAGGUUUGGUCGACGAAAAACCUUCCCGAUCGGUCGGACUACCGAAUGCAGAACAGUAUUAGGCGAGAAAGCGAAAUGACCCUAUCGCUUUCCAACAGCAGCUUCAGCUGCUUCUGUGUGCUGAAUCAAAGCAAUCACACGGAACUGAUCGCUAUAAGUGACAGCGGGUUACUGUGCAUUUAUAAGGUGUACACAUCGGUAUUCCGUACGAACACGCCGGACAAUGCGUUCCCGACGAACAUCCGGAAUGCGUACCUAUUGCUGCCGAUCGAGCAUGACAGUCGCGUGCGCAGUGCCGUACGAUGGUUCCUGUUUCUGGCCAGAGAGAACGACGGCCCAGUAGGGAUCAUUUUUAACAUGAUCUCCACCAGCGUGGUGUUCCGGUUCGAAGAACCAAUCAGCCUGAACGUGUACCAACUGCCGACCCUUUUGCUAUUUGUGAACGAUCGACAGAUCCGGCGGCGGGAACUAUCGGCGGAUGGCCUAGACGAGGCAGUUGUAGUGUACGAGAAUAAAUACUGCGACAACACGUGCAGUGUGCUGACCGAGGACAAGCUGUACGUUGUGCUGGGCACCGAGCGGGGCAUUUCGAUCAUCGACAUUUGGGAGGGCGUUGAAGUGCGGCGCAUGAACGUGAGCCACUCGAUCAUCGACCUGGAUGUGCUGCCGAUCGAGCUGAACAUGCCACAUAUGCUACUCGCAUCCAUCUCCAAGGACGGUGGUAAUACGAUGAACUUGUACAAUCUCUCGGUGGCAUCGGGUGGCAAUCAGGUGGUAAGUAGCCAGUAUCAGCUCGAAGGUACCACGGUGUUUCUGGCCAAUUUGGACAAGGAACCGGUCCUACUUAACACCGUACAUCGGCACGGCACACUACAGCAGACGCCCCUGAUGGACAACGACAUGGGAGUGCUGCAAGAGCGCACGUUUCAGCAUGAACAAAUCGACGCCACCGUGCAGUGUUUGAUUGACACUCCGUCCGGGUAUUAUCUGGGGCUUGAAAACGGUCGGCUGCUCAAGCUUUCCGACUGGCGCCCAAGUGCGGUGGUGCAAGAGAUUGUCACCUUAACCACAGACAUUACCUACCUCGAGCAUUUCCAACGAGAAAUGGACGGUGCGGUGUCCGAGGUACUGGUAGUUGCCGGCAAAGGACAAUGCCUGGUGUACGUUAACGAACAGCAGGAAGAAGUGGAAAUUACCGACACCAUACGCAGGUGCUAUCUGCUACACGAUCGCUUUCUGCUGCUGAUUGGAGACCGUUGUUCAAUACAGAUCUACGAUUUGGUACAUAGAUCAAUCGACUUAGUACAAAAGGAAAUCGAACGUUCCUACGGAGCAUCCGCCUACCAUCACCAACGCACUGCACUAAUACUGUGCACCUCCGAUGGGAUCGUGUACCAACUGGGUUUGAGUCAGGCGGCGAUCGAAUCAUACGAACUCACCCCGUUCGAUGAGCUGCGAACGGUUAAACCCCUGCAAAAUCGGAAACCCGACGAAGUGAUCUGCAGCUGUGCCAUAUCGGCGGAGGGUGAAUUUUUGGCCCUCGGCUGUUACGAUGGCCGAAUAGUCUUGCAUAUGAUGGAUGCGAACCGGCAUCUCGCCGUGCUCGAGUCACACCAGUGUCCGGUGGCGGAUCUGUACUUUAGCAGCUGGACCGAACCGGGCUCGCCCCACAUUCUCGUCAGCGUCGGCGAGCAGAUCGUAUUCUGGAGCGUAGACUACCUGUACAACAAUCAACCGCGUAAAAGUUUCUCCAGCAUUCGCCGGUCGGGACGGUUUACCGCACGUCAGAUCCAAGUGGUGGCGGAUCCUCUGAGCUCGCCUGGUGAAGCGCGUCGUUCGACCGGGAGCAACCAUUCCGGCUUCUCGACGCCGAUUGCCGGCAGUCCGGUUCAGCGCAGCUUCAUCGAACGCUUCGACGAGUCGUCGCACUGGUACGACAAGCGGGGUUCCUCCGGAAAGCCACAUCUCCUUUCGUGCAUCAAGCUGAUCGGUAGGGCGAAGCGGUUGAUCAUAAACCGUGAUUUUAGCAAAUUUCUCACCAUGGAUGACGAAGGCUACAUCCACUAUCUGCGACUGUACCGGCCGCCAUCGAAUCAGCUACUGCUCGCUCCUCCGAGCACGUUCGGACUGCGGACGGCCAAUGUAACAACACCGGGCAAUGGAAACGGCCCUUCGAACAGCUCGUAUGCCUUUAUAUGACGGUUGUUAGCAAGCGAACGAACCAUUCGAGUCAGCUGCUGUUACAUCCUAUUGUACAUCUUUUACACUGCCUUGGUACGCUAAUGCGCGACAAUGAUGAUGGGAAAAAAGCGAAGAUUCUCGUAAACCUGGUUUGUUCGUUUGCGUGUUGAUUUUAUCUGUGUCCAUGCUUUUGUUUCGUUUUUUUUUCUGUUCUGUGUGCCCCUUGUGAAACUGUCGUUUGCGUCCUAAUUUCAUACCCUCCAGCAAUUGUGCCAAAACAACCAAUAUAUUGUCUUUUUUGGCUUUUGUGUCUUUCAACGUAGCUUAAGAGUUAAUCAAAAUUCUUUAUAGAUUAUUCAAACGAUCGUCAGUAUAGUAAAGAAUAGCAAAAAAAACUAGGGUAAACUUCUUGUUUACGCACACGCGAACGAAUCAGUGUGAUAAGCAAAUCAUUCAUUCGAUAAAAUGGAAUUUUAAACUAUCCUCGUUAGAAGCAUUACGUGACAAUUUUUAUAAUCCCAUUUUGAUACAUUAAUUACUAGUGUGGCAAUCAUAAGUAGGGAAAACGGGUGGCCGAAGGUUGCUUUCGGUCACAUGCAAUCGCAUUCGUGUUUCUUUUGAAUAUAACGACGAUGGACUGAGGCGAGCAUAGCGAAGUUACUUAAUGCAUUUGUUUAACGAUUAUAUUGUAUAUUCGACGAUUUCAUCCUACUGUACAGAUUUCCAACCGAUCAUACUUGCUCAAGCAGCUCGCACCCUUUUUGAUGAUAGGUGCUAGGUUUUCGCAUCGGUGCUUUUAGAUAGUGUGGCCGAUCGCGUCUGGCACAUUUUUCUAGCCAUAGUUUAUUAGUUUGUAGAUUGUUUUAAGCAGACAAGGAGAACGGUUUUGCCACAUUCCUGUAUAACGUAAGUCUUGUUUCGGAGAGAAAAUACAAAUAAAGCAAAAUUUUAUAUAUACAAAA